AGAACUGACUGAGAGUCAGAACGUAGAUCAGCUAUGGAUGAAAAACAGCUCAGAGAAUGUGUUAAGAAAUUCAGGCUAAAAGACUGUAAGCAGGGGGACCAGGGCUACAAGAGGGUUCUCCUACAGCUCUUUGGAUACACAGGACAUGGCAAGUCUGCCUUUAUCAACUCCUGUAUGUUUGCUAUUAAUGGAGGAAAGUAUGAGAUACAUGCUAAGGCAGAAGCAAACGAUGGCUGUGUCACAAUGGAGAGGACAGCGUAUCAGCUGACCCCCACACUCACCAUUGUGGACAACAAAGGCUGUACAAAACUGGACCACAUGGAGAUGCUGGAGAUCUAUGCUCAGCUGGGUAAAUUCGUUCCCAUUAAUGAGAAGGUUGAAAGGAAAGAGAACUUCAGUGAUUACACUUCCAGACUGGAAGAAGCUGAAUUGCACCCAAAUUACACAGAUAUUGUAGUUCCAAUAUUUGUUUACAGUGCACGGAAGGGGCUACUGGAUCAGGAGAAACACGACUUAAAAUCGUUCCUUCAAACCUGCAAAGAAAUAACAGGCUUUGUGCCCACUAUUGUCCUCACCUUCACAAGAGAGUUUGACGUGGAAACAAUAACGCGAUGGAAACAAACGUUUGAGAUUAUGGGAGCAGAGUCAGUGAUGGAGGUGGAGAACUACACUGAAAAGGAUCCCAUUCAGGAGAGACAUUCAAGUUUCCUAAAUAUUAUCAACUAUGCUUUGGAAAAUGUCCAAUUCUGUAUGGACAGACCCAAGGAACCAAAGCUGGAACGGAUAAAGAACAAGAAAACUCUUCUCAAAUUAGCAAAUAAAUAUUAUACAAAAAUAUAGGAUAAAGCUACUCAAAAAAGAGAUUGAGAAUACUGAACAAGAUAUGAUUAUAAUACAUGACAGUAGAAUCUUACCACUGUCAAACCAGCUAAUUGUCUUUACUAGUGACGGGCGAAUUUGCAACGCUUCGCCGAAAAAUUCACGAAACGGCGCUGGCAUCUCGUUUUUGGCACAUUUGCGACUUUUUUUUGCCAUCAAUUUUCACGGGCCGCUCCGCAAAUUUAUUUACGCGAUUCGCCGCAAAUUAGCGCCUGCCUGGCAAAUAAAUUCGCCCAUCACUAGUCUUUACUAAAUCAGCCUUAUCUAAUUCAUGCCCUGCAGUAAGUUUGUUCUAUGGCAUAGAGUUUAUGGGGGGGAAAGGCACAUUUGUUAAAAUAAAACAUUUGAUUAAAUUGAUUGGGACACGGCAUAAAGAGCAGAUCUGAAAGUGCUGAGUUAUGGAAAUGGGGGAAAAAAGUAUAUUUCAUUUACUGCCCGUGCUUUCACAUUUAUCAUUGUCUUUCCCGAAAGACAGAGAAACGAUGUGGAUUUUGUUGUAACAGAGCAAAGUGCCGACACCUUGUAUCCAUCAGCAACCAAUAAUGGGCUAGUACUAUAAAAACAAACAUUAGAAAAAUAUCUGGUUGACUUCUAGAUCUAAAUGGCUUCUAUAAAUCUAAUUGACUUCUACAGAACCUGGCCAAUGUUAACGCUGUUAUUGUAGAGCCCAGCAUUACCCAAUACAAGCACAGGAAACAGGAAGAGUCAGGGCUAAAUAUAUGAAUUACAAAUAGUUAUAUCUAGCCAUGUUCAUCCUCGGAAUGGAGUGGAACGAGCUGAGUUUACCCCAUGAAUUCAGCAGUGUUGGUAUUUGCCAUUACUGUAUUCAUGAGGGGAGGUAGAAUGUAGGUACCCUUACCCAUCCUUUAACUUUCACAUCAUCCAGACACACACGUUAGGGAGAACUAGCAGGUGCAGGGCUCAAAGGGUUCUGUAUAGUGAUGAGCGAAUUCAUUCGCCAGGGGCGAAUUUGCUCGUUUUGCCGCCAGUGAAUAAAUUUGCGAAAUUGCCACUAAAAUUCGCUGGCAAAAAUUCUUGACGAUUUCAACGCCGAUGGGUGAAUUCAUUCGCCAGGGGCGAAUAUGCUCGUUUUGCCGCCAGUGAAUAAAUUUGCGAAUUUGCCACGAAAAUUCGCUGGCAAAAAUUCUUGACGAUUUCAACGCCGGCAUCAACGUUUUUCCGACACAGGCAGCAUUUCCAAUGCCGGUGCCAACUUAGAUGCCGGCGAUGAGAAAUGGACGCCCAUUGACUUUUUUUGGAAAAUCGAAAUGGGACAAAUUCGCCCAUCACUAGUUCUGUACUCAUCACCUGCCCUAUGGCUGCCUUAUCCUUUAUCCCUUAGCUCUCAUAUGCUCUUAUUUAAUAUAAGCUCUGUGACUAUUCCACUGAUUUCUAGAGGUAUUAAAAGUUGAAUUAAGGAUUUGCCGGGUUGCAGAUAAAUGGCAAUAUGGGAAUUUAUUCCAGCACAUAUUUACAGUUGAAACUCUUUUUCUAAGACACAGAAAGUUCAGAGGGAACUAUACAGUAAGUACAUGCUCAGGAUUGGUAUGAGAAAGAGCAGAAUCCUGGGACUUCAUAUUGGCACAACUAGACAGCUAAGAAUGAUCUUAAAUACAAAAUCCAGAUAGUGUACAUUAUUAAUAGCUCUUCAUAAAUAUCUCAAAUAUCAUGUUCGUACAUGUUACAUCAAAAACAAAAUUCUUGCCUAAAGGCACAGGUAUAGGAUCUAUUAUCCAGAAACACAUUAUCCAGAAAGCUCCAAAUUACAGAAAGGCCAUCUCCCAU
Messenger RNA from Xenopus laevis (African clawed frog), 2664 nucleotides. RefSeq lists its product as uncharacterized. Lineage: Eukaryota; Metazoa; Chordata; Amphibia; Anura; Pipidae. The record is from RefSeq and is a predicted model, not a curated record. The transcript is spliced from 4 exons. The coding region runs from base 34 to 840 and encodes 268 amino acids.